AUGACAGAUCAGAAGAAGAAUGACUUGGACAAUCUGGAACGGAAUAGUUCCGUCUCCGUUGGAACAGCAGCUGAGCUUCAGAAACGGUUCUCCUCUGCCAGCAUAUUUGCUGUGUGCGUGACACUCAUGGCGACAUGGGAAGCCAUGGGAGGGUCUUUUUCUGGAGGAUUGGUUGCUGGCGGACUAGUGGCUCUGCUGUAUGGUUAUGUUCUCGCUCUGGUGGGAACAGUGGCAAUGUGCCUAUCUCUUGCUGAGCUUGCCUCUCUCUGCCCGACAAGCGCUGGACAGAUCCACUGGGCUGCUAUACUGGCUCCUCCGCGGUACGCCGGCCUUUGCAGCUGGCUGACGGGUUGGAUCACGAUGCUCGGGUGGCAGGCAUUUACAGCCAGCGCGGCCUUCCUCGGGGCUACAAUGGUACAAGGGUGUGUAACCCUCCGAUACGAGAGCUAUCGCCCUGAAAGGUGGCAUGGGACAAUGAUCUACUGGGCGAUUCUGCUGCUUGCUUUCAUGGUCAACACAGUUGGUAUCAGAUUUCUGCCGCUGAUUGAGGGUGUAAUCUUGAUAAUCCACGUCAUAAGUUUCUUAGCCGUCCUUGUUGCACUGGUCAUUCUUGCUCCGCACAAAAAUGCCGAGUAUGUUUUCACCACAUUCGAGAACAAUUCAGGAUGGCAGAACGAUGGUGUAGCGUGGCUUAUCGGCCUGCUAAGUGCCGCCUACGUGCUUGUUGGAUAUGAUGGGGCUUGUCACCUAAGCGAAGAAAUCCACAAUGCAUCCGUUACUCUCCCGCGCGUCAUGAUUGGAACGAUCGCCCUGAACAGCAUGUUAGGCCUCGGCUUUUUGUUUGCUCUCCUGUUCUGCCUCGGGGAUACACAAAGUGUCCUCCACUCCACGACCGGAUUUCCAAUCAUCCAGAUCUUCUACAACACGACGGGCUCGCACGGAGCCACCGCGGCUCUUAUGUCCCCCUUCAUCUGUGUGGCUAUUGCCUCGACAUUCGGCCUGCUCGCAUCUACAUCAAGGACCACGUGGGCCUUUGCCAGAGACAAGGGUCUGCCAUUCUCGAAUUACCUUGCUUGCGUAAACGAGUCAACGGUUCUGCCCCUCCGCGCGAUAACAUCUAGCACCGCAUUCAUGGCGCUCCUUGGAUUCAUUAACAUCGGCAGCACGACCGCAUUCAACGCCAUUGUCUCCCUCUCCGUCGUCAGCCUGUACAUCUCCUAUCUAACGCCCAUUUUCCUACACAUAUUGCGCCGGAUUACGGGUCCGCCCCUGCAGUAUGGUCCGUUUGUGCUGGAAAAGGUUGGAGCUCUUCUGAACAUACUAAGUGUGGUGUAUAGCACGGUUGUUGUUAUUUUCUUGUUUUUUCCUCCGUAUCAACCGGUGACGGUCGAAAACAUGAACUAUGCUUGCGUGGUCUUUGGAGCUGUGCUUGUGUUCAGUGGAGGGCUCUGGGUCUUCAAAGGGAGAAAGGUUUAUGCGAGGGGUGAGGGGACAGGGGCGUAG
Aspergillus steynii IBT 23096 is the source of this 1503-nucleotide messenger RNA. Its product is annotated as amino acid transporter. Lineage: Eukaryota; Fungi; Ascomycota; Eurotiomycetes; Eurotiales; Aspergillaceae. Gene Ontology annotation, biological process: transmembrane transport. The transcript has 5 exons. The coding region runs from base 1 to 1503 and encodes 500 amino acids. The record is from RefSeq and is a predicted model, not a curated record. Gene Ontology annotation, molecular function: transmembrane transporter activity. Gene Ontology annotation, cellular component: membrane.